Solenopsis invicta (red fire ant) is the source of this 1010-nucleotide messenger RNA. RefSeq lists its product as uncharacterized. NCBI's taxonomy places the organism in Eukaryota, Metazoa, Arthropoda, Insecta, Hymenoptera, Formicidae. The coding region runs from base 207 to 833 and encodes 208 amino acids. The transcript is spliced from 4 exons. The record is from RefSeq and is a predicted model, not a curated record.
AACAACUCCACGGAUGUGGUGAAUUGUGGUGAAUGUGAAGCGGGUGAAGUGAGGUACAUACAUCGAUACAUGUAAUUAAAAAAAAUGAUAUGUCCUAAUUAUGACAACACAUCGUUUACGUGAUAAUUAACGAGGAAGCUUCAACUACAUAUUUUGACGGGACUGUUACCCAAAAGAAAUCAUUUAUUAACCGAACAAUCAGUAAGAUGGAGGUAAACAGUAGUAGUAAUAAUGCCAACGAGAAAGAGUUUAAAAAGCUUCGUGGUGGUAAAAAGAAUAAGAAAGAAUUUCCCUUUGACAGCAAGGACAACACAAUUAUGAUAUUAAACUCUCUCCUUAGAUAUGGAGAUGAGAAAGCUCCUUUUAACAUCAUCCCAAAUAUGUCUCUGCAAAAAUACCAAUCUGAAAUGGACUGGGCACUCGAAAUGACAAAGGCUAUUGUCAAGGAUAAACCUUCAAUAGCUCACUGGCUAUAUAGUGGUAUAUUUGAGGAAAAUAAUGAGUUGAUUAUUCCGCUGGCAUUGUUGUGCAUCGCGCGGUACGAGCAACAUCCGUCACCCGAUCGGAAAGAUGUAGAAUGCAAUUUCAAAGAAAUAUACCAGUUUCUUUACCACAUGACACUGAAUCAGCCAAUGUCACAUCUUUCGGAAAAUUCUGCAAAAGUCUUGCACGAAGUAUUAUCAGAAGUAAUAGAAGAAGUGUGGCCGAAUACGCAAUUGGAUCUUCUGAAUUAUCUAGGUGACAUACAUAUGUACAGCAGGUCGGCGGCCAGGAGAAUGUAUCCAGGAAAAAGACUGAACACGAAGAAAGCAGUGGAGAACCAUUCGUCCUAGUCCCAAGGAUUAUAUUAAGUUUCAAAUUUAAUCUUGGCAAUUCAAGUUCCUUGAUUUCGAGUCUUUUGAAGUUUAAAUAUUUCUUUUAGAAACUCCGAAAUAUAUGUAAGAUUCGAAAAUAGAUAAUUACGAUUUUAUAUUAUAAAGUCAAUACUUUAAUAAAAAUUAUACAAUUUA